AUGGCCUCCGCCCCCAAAUCGUCCAUCCAGAAGAUCCUGGAUCCCACCAAGAUCGGCACCUGGAACGUCGUCCGUCGUCCGCCCGUCGAGAACCACAGCCUCAUCCAGGGCCGAUCAAGAGAACAGAACUCCAAUGCCUUCAAGUUACAUCAGUUCAAGGAGGGCGUCCGGUUACGGAAGGCCGUCAAUGCCAUCACGCACGGCAAGAACAUCUUCGUCUACCACAACAUGCGCACCAACCAGGUGGUCUACUCGUUGACGCGAUAUCUCGAGAAACACAACGUCCUCCGGCAACUCGUCUACCACGGCAAGAAAACCGUCCCCGCCUCUCUCCGCAAAGACAUGUGGGUCCCCUACUACUCCGUGCACUUCAACGACGCCCAGGUCGGGCUCCGCGCCUACCAUCUCCUCCGGGAAUUCUCCCUGCAGCGCCAGCUGGCGCCUCCGCGCGACAUGAUCACCAUCUCCGACCAGUGGCUCGCCCAGCGACGACCCCGCGACCCCGAAGCCGCCAAGGAGUUCGACGACAAGUACGCCGACAAGGUCGGCUGGCUCAUGGAGAAGAAGCACCGCGCCCGCGCCCUCAUGGACCAAAAGGCCACCUCCGUCGCCGACAUGGCCGCCGUCCUCGCCAUCCAGGCCGACGAGAUCGCCAACGGCUUCGCCCGCCGCCUCCGCGGCUACCUCACCCCGACGGCCCGUCGUCGUCGCCGUGAGGCCCGCAAGCGCGAGCAGGCCCUCGCCGAGUCCCAGGCGGCCCGCGUCAACGCCCUCGAACACACCCUCAGCGCCGGCCCCGCCAGCGUCGAGUACAAGGUCGAGGAGACCCCCGCCAACACCAACUCCCUGCCGGAUGAUCUCGUCAAGGUCCUCUGGACGGACCUCUACGACGCCCAGUUCGCCGCCGCCUGGCCCGACCGGGUCCGCCACGGCGAGCUCGACCAGUCCCGGGACCACGUCAUGCCCGGCCCGCAUCCGACCUACGCCCGGGGGGCUGAGAUCCUGGCCGACGGUGUCUUCAACGAGAAGAAGGCGGUCGAGCCGCCGACCGAGAAGACUGAGUAG
Messenger RNA from Aspergillus campestris IBT 28561, 1065 nucleotides. Its product is annotated as mitochondrial 54S ribosomal protein mL67. Gene Ontology annotation, molecular function: single-stranded DNA binding; structural constituent of ribosome; DNA strand exchange activity. The coding region runs from base 1 to 1065 and encodes 354 amino acids. Lineage: Eukaryota; Fungi; Ascomycota; Eurotiomycetes; Eurotiales; Aspergillaceae. Gene Ontology annotation, biological process: positive regulation of mitochondrial DNA replication; DNA recombination. Gene Ontology annotation, cellular component: mitochondrial large ribosomal subunit; nucleus. The record is from RefSeq and is a predicted model, not a curated record. The transcript has 2 exons.